This is a messenger RNA of Phyllopteryx taeniolatus (common seadragon), 2664 nucleotides long. RefSeq names its product coiled-coil domain containing 15 (gene ccdc15). The transcript has 10 exons. NCBI's taxonomy places the organism in Eukaryota, Metazoa, Chordata, Actinopteri, Syngnathiformes, Syngnathidae. The coding region runs from base 213 to 1430 and encodes 405 amino acids. Gene Ontology annotation, cellular component: centrosome. The record is from RefSeq and is a predicted model, not a curated record.
CAGUGAACCGGGGCCAUAAUUAACAGACGAACCGACAGGCAAGCGAAACAUUUCUUUAACGUCGCUAACAUGAAUAUAAUACAAAUUUAAGUUUACAGAUAAAACAAAUGUUUACCCUGUGACUAACAAAACGACGUUCGCGCAAGCUGAACUAAAACUUAACUCGAAACCCGGGAGUUCCCCGAGCGUGCGUUAUCGACCUCUUAGCAACCAUGCUCGCUAAGCGGGCGACGACGGCAAAAGAGACCCGGGGGAAAGUUCCCAACAAGCGGGGAAAGGAGCACCGGUCCAACAAAGUGUUGGCCGAGAGGAACCAGGCGGUGGUGGCCGUGGGAGCCUGGGUGGAGGACGGCCAAGAAUUCGAGGAGCAUCCGUGUGACGUGGCUUCUUUCACUGAUGAGCUUCAAGCAGAGAAGCGAAGGGAGAAUGAAGAGAGCCUGCGAAGAUUCCAAGCGCAAGUGCGUCAUCGUGUGGCUGUCAUGAGCAAGAGGAGGCUUCAGGAAGCGCAUUCAGUGCUGAAUGUUGACGGAAGAAUCCCAAAACAGCAUCAAAGUGUGCCAGAAAAGACAAACAUCAAUGAGCUCCGUGACAGCACCAGGCAAGUCCGACUCAAACUGGCGGCGUGCCAGACCACCCUGUCCGUCGACGAGACGUCAGAGCCUUCUGCAGACAACUGGAAGAUAUCGCUCACCAGACAUAUGACUGAAUGUGACGUCUUGAGGGAGGAGGAGGAGGAGGAGGAGGAGGAGGAAGAGGAAGAGGAAGAUGAACACAGAUGCCACCUGGUUAGACACCCGGCAAGCAGUAUUAGACCCACACAACAUGUUUUGACAAGUGUUCGUGGGUGGGGAGUAGACAUUUCCAGGUCUGAGCUGAGAAUCCCGAAGGUCCUUUGGCCUAUACAGGACAAGGAGGAGUUAAAAAGACAGCGCCAGUUGCAGUUCCUGAUGCACCGCCGCCACUUCAUGAGCGUGGAGCGGCAGCGCGUGAAAGAGAACAACCAGCACAGGAAGCACCUGAAGAAGACGGCGAGGAUCAAAGCGGACAAGGAAAAGGCUCGCCUGGAGGAGGAGCGGCAGCUGGAGCGAGCACGGCAGCUCACGCACGUCCGGCAGCGACUGGAGGAGCGGGAGAUGCUCGUCCUGGAGCGCCUCAAACUGGAGGGGGAGGAGAAAGCGGCCGAGCUGGAGAGGAGGAGACGUGAAACCGAAAAAGGGAUUGUGGCGACCAGGUACAUCGACGCUCUGAGAUCCCAGGUGAGGGACCGAAUGGCCAACAAGAAGUUGGACCUCCCACCGAUGUGCUGCUGUGCUUCGUCCUUCUGGGAGUCGCACCCCGACACUUGCGCCAACAACUGCGUCUUCCACAACAAUCCGAAAGAGUACGCGCAGGCACUACAUGCAGCCGUGCUAAGUUUGGAUUUAAAGUAAAGGAUGUUGAGGAGAUGCUGACCAACAAUCAAAUGGACAUCAAAUACAUCUAAACCAGGGGUGGGAAAACUUUGGGGCUCAAUGGCCACGUGGGAAUUUGGUACAGGUCACUCGAAGAUUCGAUUUUUCUUUUAAGUGUUUAUAAAAUACAUUAAAAAAAAUCAUUUUAAUAACGAUAAUUCAGUUUCAUUUUAAAAAUGAAUUAUAGUUAAUUCAGUCAAAUUAACUAAUUUGAUUAAUAAUGUAAAUAGAAAUGUUCAAUGCGUUUUUGAAAUUUUUAUUUUCUCAUUUUUGUAUCAAUUUGGAAACGUAAUUAAGAAAAAAAAAUUUCAUAUUUAUUGAAAAAAUGGCUAAAUGCAACAAUGAAGUGAUUUUAAUCAUAAAAUAGUACAGUAAUUCACAUUUUGAAUUGUACUUACAAUUUAUAGUUCUACCGUAAUACAAUAAAAAAUCUUUAUGUAAAAUUUUACUAUUGUAUUUUAUUUCAUCAUCAAUUACAAUAUGAGAUGGGAAAAAAAUCAUGAAUCACUUUUAAGUAACCAAUUAUGGGGGGGAACAGCAAGAAUAUGCAAUAAUGCAACAAAUAUUACUAGAUUCCUGAUGACUUGGGAGUGACUAAUGUGAAGUACCAGUUUGAUACACACUUUUCAAAUUAGAAAUGUUCUCAAAUUACCUUACAUUAUGUUAUUAAUAAUAGAUGAUAUUCAUCUAUCUCAAAACACAGAUCAUGCUAUCGAUUUUUCACAAUAAUUGUAAGCAAUGAUUUAACAAGGUAGAAAAAAAAUAUCAAUAUGCACGGAUUUUUUUUAUUUUUUAAAUGAUGACAUUUCUACAGCAUUCCAAGAAAAUCACAAUGUCCCAUCACUGCUAAGCUAUUAUCAGAAGUGGUCCCUGGGCCAUGUUUUUCCCACCCUUGAUCGAAAUAACUUAUGUGAAGGUGACCAUGGGCUUUUAACCCGCAUUUUGUGUAAUGGUCAAUAGGGGGCGACACCAGGAUAAGAAGUCUGACCAGUGACAUUUACUUGAAGUAUAAAAUUGAUAAACAGUACAAUACAAUACUUGAAUAAUCUACAGAGGAGAAGUUACCUGUGUAAUCGUUUUAAUGUGUUUUAAACAGUGGCUUGCAUUUUGUGAUUGUUUAUUUUUUCAUGUUCAUAUCUUUGUGUGUGUAAUUAUAAAAUAAUGUUAUUACACUCUUAUUAAAACCCACUUCUUGAUUAAAAUAUUCCUUACA